Messenger RNA from Ceratitis capitata (Mediterranean fruit fly), 4981 nucleotides. RefSeq names its product katanin p80 WD40 repeat-containing subunit B1 (gene kat80). The coding region runs from base 465 to 3101 and encodes 878 amino acids. Gene Ontology annotation, molecular function: microtubule binding. NCBI's taxonomy places the organism in Eukaryota, Metazoa, Arthropoda, Insecta, Diptera, Tephritidae. The transcript is spliced from 11 exons. Gene Ontology annotation, cellular component: katanin complex. Gene Ontology annotation, biological process: microtubule severing; microtubule depolymerization. The record is from RefSeq and is a predicted model, not a curated record.
CUCAUAUGGUGUUUUUGGUGUUUCUGACAGCGCAUAGUAAACGACGUCAAGACGACGACGAAAGAAAGAAAUUUUGUUUUCUUUUUUAUUUUGCGCAAAAUAAUCAAAUAAAAGUUUUGUGUUGUAUUUUUAUAAUUGGAAAGCAUCCAUGUAUCAUUGUUGCGUGAUUUGAAACGAAAAUAGAAAAUUGCGUAAAAAAGUAACGGCUGUGGCGGCGACGGUGACGACGGGUACGUGAAAAAUUCUUGGGCUAAAAAAAUUGAGAUUUGUAGAAUUAGUAAACGGUAACAAUGGUGACGGCAACGACAGAGUAGUCGACGAAUGAACAAUAUCAAGAAAAGUGAGCGUAAUAAAAAUAAAAGACAGACAGUUUCUGAGAUUCAGGAAAUUGUUUCUUCUUGACAGAAAGUGAAUAUACAAAGUAAAAAAGUAAGCGCUGAAGAUUACAGAGGUGGCUGAAAGUUAUGGCAUUGGCUCGAAAGUUAACAGCAAAAAUAUAUGAGAUAAAAGCUCAUGAUGGCAAUGUCACCAGUCUUGACCUUGGUGAAACUGGUAGUGUUUUGGUAACGGGUGGGCAAGAUCGCAAUGUGAACUUAUGGGCCAUCGGUCGGGAAGAGCUCUUCAUGUCACUAACCGGACACAACAGGCCUAUUGAUUGUGUAAGAUUUGCCUAUAACGAUGAUUUCGUUUAUUCAGCCGACGAUAUUGGCAUUAUUAGGCGGUGGGACUUAAACGCACAGACCAUAUGUUCGACAUUGAAUGGUCACAUGAAAAGUGUACGCACUUUAGAUUUUAAUCCAUCCGGAGAAUAUGUGGUGUCGGGCAGUAAUGAUACCACUGUCAGGCUGUGGGAUGUAAGAAACCAAAAUAGAUGUAUUAAGAUAUACCGAGGCCAUAUCGCCCAGGUUAACUCGGUAAAAUUCUCGCCUGAUGGUUUGUGGAUUGCAUCUGCUGGUACAGAAGGAUCCGUAAUUAUAUGGGAUAUUCGUAAAAGCAAACAAAUAAUGGAAUUUAUUGAGCAGCCUCCUGCUGCAGCCAUUACUUGCAUUCAAUUUCACCCAUUCGAGUUCCUGUUAGCCGUUGGACGGGUUGAUGGCACAGUUUGUAUAUAUGAUUUGGAAAGCCAAGUUCGUAUUUCACAGACGGAAACUGAAAGUCAGUUUUAUGGCCAUCCAAUAAAGUGUAUCACAUUCAGUGAGAAUGGAGAGUGCCUCUUUGUUGGUACAGCGGCUGGUAUCUCUGUGAUUGGCUGGGAGCCAGAUCGUGAGUUUGACCAUAUAAUGUCGACGUGGACAGCAUUGGGUGAUAUGAAAGUUGUUAAUCGGAAAUUGAUUUGUGGGUCCUACGAACAGAGUCUUGUUUCAAUUAAUGCUCUCAGUAUUGAUCGAGUGUUUCCGUUUUAUAAUCCAUCCAAUACAACGCCUGCUGCCUUCAAUCAUAACUCAACAACACGUAAGAGUUUUUCUCGAGGCAGCCAGAAGUUGAGGCUGUCGAUUGCAGGCCCAAAGGCUUCGAGACUUGUGGAAGAGAAUGAAGAUAACAGAAGUCCCAGUCUAGACGGUCAUUCAUCACCAAAUUUAAGUCUCGAGUUGGUUGACGAAUCGUUGUUGGAGACGACAUCGCCACCACCUGCUCCAAUAUCCGCUAUUCCUCCUUUAAAUGGCAUGAGUAGUAACAGUGUUAAUAGCAGCACAAUGAGUUUCGACGCAUCGUAUAGAGGAUUGUCGCUUCUGACGCACAAAUCCAAUGUAUCACCACCAUAUAAUUUUUCCUCUAUGGCGUCCAGCACUGGAUACAGUUCAUUUAGUGGCAACGGUCAUUGUUCACUGAAUUUCGACGGACCCAGCUCAUUGAAAAUGCCCGGAGAACGUGAUAUUUACCUUCAUAUGCCAAUGACAAACGAAUUUGCUAAUGACCUUGAAUACAACUUAAAUGAAAGUAAUCCGCCCAUAAUAUCAAACUAUGACCAUACAGAGUUGGUUGAAGAUUUCCCAGUUAAUCAAAAUAUUCAUCAGCAACACAAUGGAGCUAAUUCUGUGAGUUCCACAACAGCGACAAUGGGAUCUGCUCAAACGAUUCCAGCAUUUAAAGGUACCAAAUCGAAAGCAACAACAAGCGCACAAAAACGCACCACUCAAAUAGCCAUAUCGACGAGUGGCAAAUCGCAUAUGAAUUCCAGCACCCACCAACAGCGCAGCAAAUUGUCGCAAGUGUCAUCAGUGAGUUCCACAGAUUUGCAUAAAUUAGAUGACAAUAUGUCAUUGAAGAAGUCUGCCUCAUCGCACUAUGUAAACAAGACAAAGCGUGGAAAUGAAUCACAAUCGAAUCUAAAUAAAGAAAAUGCGAGAAAUAAGAAUAUCAGCGUACAAAUAUACGCUAAGCCACCGACCCGCUCCCGCACUACAUUAGAGCUGCGCUCGCCCCAGCGACAAGCUGCUUCUGCAGCUAUUACGGCUCAGAGACAAACAAAUAGAUUUUCAAGUUAUAAUUCAGAUGGCAGCACCAUCUCUAAUAUACCCGUCAAUUAUCGGCCGGACCCCACAUUACUCACCCAACCCAACGCGAGCCAAAAGAGCUACGGUAAUCAUCAGAAUAUCGAUGAUAGUUUAGAGAUUCAAAUGCUGUUGGCUUCUCAUGAGCAAAUCUACCAAGAACUGAGCAACAGAAAUGCUACACUACAGCUAAUCCGUAAUUCUACAAGAUCUCAUGAUGUUAUCGGCGCCCUAAAGCAGGCUAUAAAGACCGGGCGAACAGUGUUUGUGGAUCUCUUAGGCGCGAUAAUGGAAAAAACUUCUUCAUGGAAUUUAGAUUUAUGCCUCUUAUUGCUACCGGAAAUAUAUGAAUUAUUACAAAGUCCACACAAAUUCCAUUACACUCGUGGUUGCGAUACGCUUCGUGUGAUUCUUUCGAAUUUCUUGCCAAUUAUUCAAGACAACAUUGAUCCUUGGUCAAAUAGUUUAGGCGUGGAUGUUUCUCGUGAGGAACGUCACCGAAAAUGCAUCGAAUGCCAACAUUGGUUGCUCCAGAUACGCAAUCUACCGGAAAGUAGCCAUUUCGGCAGUACUCUAUCCCAGCUACAAAAUAUGAUUGUCAAUAUUUAAUGAAAUUUUUUUUUGUACAACCAUUCAGCCACAUAUUAGGUUUUUUUUUCGUCCAUGUUCAUAUUUCUUAGUUUAUGUAGUUUAUGAUAAUGAGAUUGUUGAUAAUUUAUUGUUAGGUUCGUAAUGUGUAAAAUCACUACAUAAGUACGUAUACACGCCUCUGUGUUUAAAUUAGUUAACUAACAGUAUUUUAAGUUGCAUGUGUGUAUGUAUUCCUCGUGUUCUGUUGACCAUUUACCCAUGGAAAUAUAUAUACAACAAAUAACAAAAGAAAGGAAACUUAAAAAAUCACUUAUAUAACAAACAUUGAAAAUCUGGUAAUCAUAAAAAAUGCGCUUGAAAAACUUUCAUUGGAAUGCGGGAAUGAUUGAAGUACUUAAAUAAUAUUUUAUUAUAUAAUAACAUUAACCCAAAUAAUUAAAAAUUAUGCUUAAAUUACACAUGUGUGGAUGUGUUUGGAAAAUUGGAGUAAAACAUUCCCUAAUCGCAUAAAAACGAUUCAAAAAGCCGAAUGUGUGAGUGUUGCAUGUCACUUCAAGCUGUACCGUACAUAUAUUCUAGUGUGUAAAAUCAGUUUGCUAUUGGAAAGUGCCUUUUUAGCAGUUAAAAAAGUGCACUGGAAUCGAGAGUCGAAUGGCUUCAACUGUGCGAGUAGUACAUACCAUAUACAUAUGUUUAUACAUACAGAAAUCCGGAAAUAAUAAUUUUUAACGCAAUCGUAAGUGUGACAGAAAGUGUAUAUACCUUGGAAAUGUAACAACAAUGUAUGUAUAUUAAAAUACAAUAUUUAUAGAAUCGUAUGCACGAAAUUAUACAUACGCAAAUACAAAUUAACUAAUAUCGAGAGCAAUUGAAAGUCCUUCCAUGAGAAACUCAACUUAACACGGAUUGAAGAGUAAAUUAUGACAAUGAACCAAUGUUUUUGUACUCUAGUUUUAAGAUAUAACACACGAGUAUAUACAUUUAGUUGUACAUACAUACAUAUGUACAUACUCAAUUGUAUUCUAGUAAGGUAGGCAUCGAAGUUUGAAAUUAUUUUUAUACAAAUGAUAUAUAAUAUCAUAAUAUAAGUAUAAAAUUUUAUAAACAUUAAUAUUAGCUACGCAUUUGCACACUCUCAUAAUCACAUAUCGAUAAGUAAACAAUUGUAAUAACAUUUUUGGAAAAUACAACUUAAUCCCUUAAGGACGACUCGCUGCAAACAAAGAGCUAAACUACCAAUUCAAUUUGCAGCUACAACAACAUCUCUUGUUAAAAUCAAUUAUUAUAAGAAGAGCCCAAGGUGCACCUUAAUGCUGACUUCACUCUUAAGUAAAUUUAGUAUUAAAAAUGCAAAAAGGUAAAGCGCUUACUCUUAAAGCGAAUGCAAGGGAUUAUUUCAAUGCAGUAGUUUUGAUAAUAGAAUGCCUGAUAAAAUGCUAAUAUCUGAACUUAUUGUUUUUGUAACAAAAUACCGCUUACUACAUUAAUUUAUAAACCCUAAACAAUUAUUAAAUAAACAAUAUGUUCAGCAAUUUUUUCGAGAACCUGCAUGAUCAUUAAAAAUGCGAAUACAUUAAGAUAUUGAUAAAUUUUUUACAGCUCUGAUUCAUUCUACAUUAGUUCGUACGAGCAUAUAUACAAACAUACAUUUACGAGUACAUAUUUAUAUAGAAUAUACUAGUCUCUCAACACGAAAAUGAAUCUUGAAAUACUAAAUGAUUGGUGAACAAUAAACAAUAAACUCCAGGCGGGUUCGCGUUAGACCUAAAAUGGAAACUUACCUACACACACAUACACACAUACAAAUUAUAUAUAUAUAUAUUUACUGAUUUGCAUUUUCAAUUCGCCAGGCUUGUAUUGGCUCGUAUUUGCCAAUUUACUAGCGAUAAGUUCUGAUA